Molecule: messenger RNA, 2911 nt
Organism: Gadus chalcogrammus (walleye pollock)
Lineage: Eukaryota; Metazoa; Chordata; Actinopteri; Gadiformes; Gadidae
Gene: jun
Product: Jun proto-oncogene, AP-1 transcription factor subunit
Exons: 1
Coding region: 358-1359 (333 amino acids)
Biological process (GO): regulation of cell cycle; regulation of cell population proliferation; regulation of transcription by RNA polymerase II
Cellular component (GO): transcription regulator complex
Molecular function (GO): transcription factor binding; RNA polymerase II cis-regulatory region sequence-specific DNA binding; DNA-binding transcription factor activity, RNA polymerase II-specific
Source: RefSeq, a predicted model, not a curated record
CUGUCCUGCUCAGAGUAUAUACACCAAACCACCGCGCGGGACUCCUCAGAGUAGCGCCCGGCAAGAUAGCUACAGCACUUGGUGUUUUCUUUUUUACUAUAACACUGUUAAGAGAGCACUUAUAUUAUAGAGAACAGCGCUUUCCCGUUACAGCAGUCUCACCGACAUCUGCUCUGCAAAGAAGGUCAAUAUCGUAUCAGAAUAGAGAGUUUCACACCGAACUCAACUUCCAAACUUUGGCGAUUCAGACAGGACUGCGAGGGAUCCGAUGAUCUUUCACUGACAGCUGACAGACCCGAAGACGAGGACUAGAAGUCGUUUUUGAAGAGACUUUUGAUAUUUGUGGGCUUGUCUUCUAUGUCUACCAGGAUGGAAACUACUUUUUAUGACGACCCGCUCAACGCCUUCUCUCAACAUGACAACGCGGGUUACGGAUCAUACAACAAUCCCAAGCCCUUGAAACACAACAUGACACUGAACCUCGCCGAUCCAUCGGGGACCCUGAAGCCUCACCUCAGGGCGAAAGCCAGCGACAUUCUGACUUCUCCCGACGUGGGACUUCUGAAACUCGGCUCCCCGGAGCUGGAGCGGCUCAUCAUACAGUCCAGCAACGGCCUCAUCACGACCACGCCGACUCCAACGCAGUUCAUCUGCCCCAAGAACGUCACAGACGAGCAGGAGGGAUUCGCGGAGGGGUUCGUCCGGGCACUGGCAGAACUGCAUCACCAGCACAUGCCCAACGGAACUCCUGUGAGUGUCCCAUCGGCCCCGCCAGCCGCCGGGGUAAACAACGCUGUGCCACCACCACCUGCUGUUUCAUCCGCGGCCGGUGCCACCGCCGUAUACAAUAACAAUAGCACCAUGCGUUCUGAGUCGCCCGUCUACGAGGACUUAAACACGUUCAACCCGGCCAUCAGCACGGUCUCGGCCCCCAAUUACACAACGUCCCCCCCGACCAUAUCUUUCUCCGCCGCCCCGCAACUUCCCAUGUACGGGCAGCAGCAUCAUUCGGCUCCGCUGUCGCGAAUCACGGCGCUCAAAGAGGAGCCCCAGACGGUCCCGGAGAUGCCCGGGGAGACGCCUCCUCUCUCCCCGAUCAACAUGGAGAGCCAGGAGCGCAUCAAGGCGGAGAGGAAGAGGAUGAGGAACCGCAUCGCCGCUUCCAAGUGCAGGAAGAGGAAACUGGAGAGAAUAUCGAGGCUCGAGGACAAAGUGAAGAACCUCAAGUGUCAGAACUCGGAGCUCUCGUCCACCGCCAACAUGCUGCGCGAGCAGGUGGCCCAACUGAAGCAGAAGGUGAUGAACCACGUGAACAGCGGGUGCCAACUGAUGCUUACACAGCAACUUCAGACCUUUUGAGAAGCACAUCGGGGUGAAUAGCAAAGACUGUAGAAGUUGAACGAAAUGGAACCAUCGUUUGAUAGUGAAAUGGGCUGUAUCUGGUAGAAUUAUGGCAGAGACUGGCGGGACCGGGGCCAGUACUUGAGUGCCACGCAGCCCCAAGUGGCGCAAACCGACGGGGCUGUGGACAGUGACAGUGGAGCCCGUGAGUGGAUAACACCACGCAGGACAUCAGGUUUGUCUAUUAAACAAAGCAGAAGAGCAGGGCACAGACACAUUGUCGAACUUCAACAAACUCUGCAUGGGCCUGGUCGUGACCAUCAAAGAAAUUCAGUAUUAAAGGACGAGAAGAUCCUGCAAUAGACAGUGUUUAUUGGUUGGUUUCUUGUUGUGGUGUUUGUUGCUGCUGCUGUAGCCUCGAGACGCCCCCUUCAGGCGUGUUGCCUCCUCUGAAAGGCUGAGAGGCGGACUCAAAGCUGCCUGACUUCUUAAUACAGUUAAUACAGUACAAUGUACUUUUCUUAAUUGCAAGAAACUGUUUAUUUACAUUGGAAAAGCUUCAAGAUUGACUUGUUCAUUUCUAAAGUUGUUUAAUGGGGUUUCACUCAUUGUGAUAUGUAUAUAGUAGGCUACUUAUGUUGUGUAAUAUGUUUUGUAAUAAUACUGUAUAAUUUUUUUAUGUUGGUUUUCUGAGAUUUCAGAAACGAAUCAAUAUUUAAGGUAUGAAAUAAACCCAUACAAACAGAUAACUGUGUGUGCGUGUGUAGGGAAUCGCUACAGUUGUGCUCAGAGCUAGCACAAUAAAACAUGUUGCAACAUGUUGCAAGAGCUCUUAGCUCUCAGUACCUGGAGGUAAAUUCCAUUAGAGUCUGUAGUCUGUAUUGAUCCGAGCUAAGUGAUAGUGUUUAUUCAGGCCAACGGACCAAUCUAGGCCAAUGUGUGAACUGCAGAACUUCACUUGGCCACAUAUUGCAUAUUGUACUCAAUUCAAUUUAAAAACCUGAUACCUCAGCCCUGCCUCCGUCCAUACCUCUGCUAUCGAGGGUCAAAUCGGAGACCAUAAGAUUUAAGUUAGGAUUUUCCCAUUUAUCUUCCACUAUCAAAUUAGCGAAACAUGCAUUGCGUUUGAAAAAUGUAAGAACCAGGUUAGCCUACACUCUCACAAAUCAAAUCGCACCAUUAACUUGGCAUUCUACUGUCCUACACUAAACGUAUGCAAUAUAUUCAGUAUAAGCCUAGGCUUAUACUGAAUAUAAGCCUAGCCGUUGUCCAGCAGGCUACACUCAUAGAUACAUAUUUCACCUAUUUUGGGUAUAUAUUUUUGAAAGCAAUGGUGCCUUCUAAAAGUAGGCCAACAAAUCAUCAGAGCGAUAGGGUGUAAUUUACAUAAUUAAUCAAGUGAGACUUGAUAAGGUGAGGAUUAAAUGAGAGACCCGUAUCCUCGUAGCCCUCAAAUAAAACUGACAGCGCCAACAGGGUGAUAUUUACUCUAACCACUAGGCGGCGGUACUUCUUAAAAAAGAAGUGACGCUCGCUGUAAUCAAGCCAAAUCAAAAAUGAUGCCGUCAUU